This is a messenger RNA of Glarea lozoyensis ATCC 20868, 1617 nucleotides long. RefSeq lists its product as uncharacterized. The transcript has a single exon. The record is from RefSeq and is a predicted model, not a curated record. Bases 1 to 1617 code for a protein of 538 amino acids. NCBI's taxonomy places the organism in Eukaryota, Fungi, Ascomycota, Leotiomycetes, Helotiales, Helotiaceae.
AUGUCUGACACGGACGAUGAGUCGCCUCUGGUUGUCAAAGAAGGACCGUAUCCCUGGGAUCAUUCUUCCCCCUCCUACACGCCUGCGGGGAAGUCUCGACAGAUAUAUGAUGAUACAAAUUAUUAUCGCCACCCCUCGAGUAUACAUGAUCCCCAAUCCCGGAGUCUGAGGGCCCUCAUUCGUUUGUGGCAUCAAUUAUUGUUGAAAAGGCAGCAGAUUAGACUAUCAAAAAAGAGGGAGAUCAGACUACAACUUGAACUUUCCGGUCAAGCACGAGAGGCCAAGAGCUCAAAUUUGCCUACGCUUCCGAGCCAACAUAAGGUUUUAAAGCCAGAUUUCGAACGAUUUCAGGCUGCGCGAAAUGAGAUACAGAGCUUGGAAGCAGAGUAUAAAGAGUUGCUUGCUGAUUGGAAAGUUAAACGACAAGAGCUCCACGUCGUAGAAGCCGAAAUAAUAUACUCUCCCGAUAUCUCCCCCGAAAUGCCAAUGUCCUCCACAGGCGUGGAACCCGAUAUCGACCAGCAGAAGUCUCAGUUUCGGUGUGAUUCAUCAGUGGACGAAUCAACUAUAUGUGAGUUGGCAACAUCUUCCGAAAAUCUUACUACGGCGAGGGGCUUUCGAAAUCGACGAGGAGUAGAUAUGUUAUUGAAUGGGCGUAAAGCAUUUGUGGGACAGGAUUCUGGUGGUUGUGACACAAUAUCUGCUGAAUUUGCUGCGAAAUGCGGGCUAUCAGUUGAAACGAGAUUGGAAGAAGACAAAGUCUCUUUAAGGAUGGGGAAUGGUCGAUAUUUGCAAACCAUUGGCCGUGUUUUCGUCAGAUGUCAGGUCAUUGGCGGCAAUGAGCCAGAAGAAGGACGCUGGUUUCACGUCGUGAAGAAGUCAGUUGCGCCUAUCAUGAUUGGACUUGAAUAUAUUGUCAAGGCCAAGAUUUUGACAGAGAUGAAGCAUCUGCUGAAAUCUUGCCCGGUGGGUUUUAUGAAAUCGGUGCCAAUGUUAAAGUACAUGGGCAGUCAAGCAACUAUCAAUUUCACCGCCGAUGGACGAAAUCUGGUAGGGUGCGCAGAUACAGGUUCAGAUUUGAACUUUAUGAGUCUGAGGAGCGCGGUGCAGAAAGGGUUUCGAGUUGAUCGGAGGCACGAUCAACUCACAACCAUCAUGUUACCCGACGGGAGUGAGGUCAUAACUACCGGAACAGUGACAGUCUCCAACAUGAACAUCAAGGGCUUUGACGGCAUUCCGAUGACUUUCCACGUCUUACAAGGUCUUCCCUUCGAUGUCAUAUUCGGACACGAAUUCCUCGACGACAUCGACGCAUUCAACACAUGCUGCGAGUUAAUAAUGCUCGACGUUGAAUUCCCCGAUUUCAACACAUUAAUCAAUCUUGGACCAUUACAAGCAUGGCUUACGAGAGCCUUACGAAAGAAGAAAAAACAGGACUAUGGCGCGCGUCAGAGACACGAUGACAUGAUCGAUGCAGAACACUAUCACAGAAACAGAAAAAAACGAGACAAUAACAAUAUUGAGGAUGCUGAUAAAAGGUGUUUAGCUCAAGCAGCUGAGGCAAGAAGGAUUCGCGAGUUCGAUCGACACCAUCGAAAUUGUCCGCAAUGCAACUAA